Messenger RNA from Pocillopora verrucosa, 1579 nucleotides. Its product is annotated as adrenocorticotropic hormone receptor-like. The record is from RefSeq and is a predicted model, not a curated record. Gene Ontology annotation, biological process: G protein-coupled receptor signaling pathway. Gene Ontology annotation, molecular function: G protein-coupled receptor activity. Lineage: Eukaryota; Metazoa; Cnidaria; Anthozoa; Scleractinia; Pocilloporidae. Gene Ontology annotation, cellular component: plasma membrane.
UUUUCAGCUCUGUUUCACCGGAUGUAGGAAAUAUUGCAUCGGUAAAACUGUUCUUGGUGUUGCGCGAUCAAAUUAGAUAUCCAAGUUUGGCUUUCAGGAAAGGUGUCGCAAGUUAAGAAAUACUAGCCAGCUUCAAAACAAUUUGCCUCUCAUGUGACCAGGUGAUUCAUUAGUCAUCCUCAGCCAUAUUAAUCAUCAAAUCAAGAGUUUCUACAUAAAAGCUCGAGCAGUGUCCAUUGGUGUUAAUCAUGACCGAGACUGCUGAAUCAAAUCACGAUGAACACGGACAUUUUGAAGGAAUUCCAACAGCAUCAGUCGCGCUUUUGGCAGGAAUUUGUAGUGCUUUGCUUGGCUUCGUUUCAUUCGCAACAAACAGUGUUCUUCUAUGGACUCUUUUCAAAGAUCCGUACAUGUAUUUCCGAGUGCGCCCCACAACGUUUCUCGUGGCAAGCCUCGCGUUAAGUGAUUUACUUGGAGGAAGUUUCGUGCAACCUUUGUACUCAACGUACAUGCUUUGCCAUCCGUGUCGAGUAAAUUUACCAAGCCUACACAAUAUUUCUACCGUUUCUUCUCAUAUUAGCACCAAAAUAUCAAUUUCAACGGUCGUGGCGUUAUCAGUGGAUAGAUUUCUGGCUAUAAAGUUUAUUUGGAAGUAUAGGGCGCUUAUAACAGUGCGAAAGGUCGUCAUAUGUAACAUUUUGAUAUGGCUCCUUUGUGGGCUGUUUGAAGCAUGGCACUCAAUAAGUACAUCAGAGGAAAUAUUCCACACAGUGGAUCUUCAUCUUCAGUCUACGGCUCCACUGACAAUACUUUGCGCUGUCAACGCAGCGACUUACAUUGAAUUCCGCCGAUAUUCAAGAAACGUCACGUUCCUGCAACAAGACAAUGGAGGAAGAUCGCGCGUUUCUGCUCGGAACAUCGGUCUGGAAAAAAAGAUCGUUUUGACAAUCAUCCUGAUCACAAUCGUGCUGUUUAUAUCAAUUAUGCCCCACCUAAUUGUUACUAACUUGAAGGAGCAGUGUCCCGAAGAACAAAGCAAUGUGUGUGAUGGGCUAGCUUUUGAAAUAACAAGAGCUCUAUCAAUUUCGAUGUUGUGCGUUAGCUGUGCUUUAAAUCCGUUUCUAUACGCGUGGAGAAUACCGCAGUAUCGACAAGCGCUAAGAGCUGUUUGCCGCACAACUUUCAGCAGGUCUGCUUGAGGGAACCGAACCACGUGUAUUAGUUAAGGUUUAUCAGCCUUUCCUACUGCUUUAGGCUCUGGAAGUUUAAUCGAACAGAACACUCCUGCAGGGGAUCAAAUUCAACCAAAGCAAGAGCGACUGAAAUUGCCAAGACUUGGGCACGAGACCAAAAUGCUCUUAGUGGAGCGCAAUUAAUUUUGCUGUUUAUGGAGCGUGUAAAAGGAGAUAUCAAUAUCUUUGUUCAAUCCUCCUCGAUCUUUGUAAUUCAGAAUUUUGUAUUUUUUUUCAAAGGGUUAAAAGGCUAUAGAGUGUGUGAAAAUAUCAAAGCUUGUCUCAAAAGCACAGACGUAAUUUUUAAAGCUCGAGUGUAAAAUGUCUCAGAGAGGAAUUUCAAAGCU